Hirundo rustica (Barn swallow) is the source of this 2488-nucleotide messenger RNA. It is a transcript of the gene MYOZ3, whose product is annotated as myozenin 3. The transcript has 7 exons. Bases 237 to 1139 code for a protein of 300 amino acids. Gene Ontology annotation, molecular function: telethonin binding; actin binding; FATZ binding. Gene Ontology annotation, cellular component: actin cytoskeleton; Z disc. The record is from RefSeq and is a predicted model, not a curated record. Lineage: Eukaryota; Metazoa; Chordata; Aves; Passeriformes; Hirundinidae.
GCUGGACCUUGGCAUCUGGGCUGGAGCCCAGCACGGGCUGGGGCGAGCAGCAGGAGCCCAGGGGUGCCCUGAAGGGCCAGCAGAGGCCACCGAGCGCUGGUGGCUGCAGCUUGCCUUCGGCCUCAUCCCCAGUGCAGCGGAGAAGCAUCUUCAGUUCCCAGCAUCUGGGGUACCCCCUGGCCAGGGCACAGAGAGCGGUGCAAAGAGAUGCUUAGGGAUGAUGUUGAACAGGGGGAAUGCUCAGCUGUAUCCUAGCGUCUCUCUGGGACGUGCCUGGGGCUGACAUGUUCCCGUGUUUGCUGUCACUCCUGGAGAGCCCCUCUCUUCCAUCCAGACAGGAUCCAUCCGCCUCCCAGAGAGCUGCCUCAGGAGCACGGCAGCAAGCCAUGGCCAUCAUGAGACCGGGCCCUGAAGAUGCCUCCCCAGAGCCCCAUCUGGACCUGGGGAAGAAGAUGAGCACAACACACGACCUGAUGGUCGAGGAGCUCUCCCUGCCGAACAACCGCGGGUCCCGGCUCUUCCAGCAGCGUCAGAAGCGGGUGCAGCGCUUUGUCUUUGAGUAUCCCAGCGGCUCCAGGCAGCUCCCAGGACAAGGGGCAGGUGGCUCACACCACACUAGGAAGGGUGGUCCAGAGGGAACAGCAAAUGAUCAGAUGGCAGGGGAGAAUGCUGGGGGCCAGGAGAAUUAUCACUCCGAGCUCCACGUAGCAGCAUCACCCCAAGGUGGCCCCCCAGAAGUACCCAAGAAGUCAGAGAAGGUCUUGCACAUGAGCAAAGUCCUGAACCCCAGUGCCCUGGCCCCAGGGUACUCGAGCCCCCUCAAAGAAAUCCCCCACGAGAAGUUCAAUGUCACCGCCAUCCCCAAGGGCUACCGGUCCCCAUGGCAGGAGCUCUUUGGUGACAGGGACAAUGCCGUGUCUGCCAAGAACGCACCACCCAUGAGACCUGCUGCAUGGGACUUCAGGAGCUUCAACAGGACUCCGGCCCCGUUUGACAGGACGUUGGUUGGUGAGCUGUACUCUUUGCCCACCGUAGAGCUGGACAACCUGAGCGUGCUGGAGGUGAUUUCCCACAGGCCCAACUUCAACAGGGUGGCCCAAGGCUGGGUGCGGAUCCUGCCGGAGAGCGAAGAGCUGUAGGAGGUGCGCUCCCUUCCCCACGGCCACGGAUGGUUCCCUCACUGGACUCAGACACACUCACAGGGAAGGGGAGGGCAGGGGGGCAGGUAUCCUUUGUGAAAGGUGCUGGUGGGCUCGGGUUGUCAUCUUCGAACGGGGUUUGAAUGAGCUCGAGUGUGGGGCCGUUCUGACUUCCCCUCGCUGUCAGUGCCAAGCCAACCAGCCAAGUCCUCGCUGUUAAUCCAGCAGAUCCCCGCAAGCUCCCGUACAAAACACCCCAUACAGCCUGCCCUCCUCCCUGCCUCAUGGAAAACAGCAGCAGCACCAGCUGCAACACACCAAGCUGCCUCACUGCAUCCUCGCUGACACGCGAGACCAGCUCGGACAGCUGGUGCUUUUGCAGAGAAAUUCCACCCUCAGGACAACCCUGCACCUGUCAUUCCAGACAGGACGCAGAGAGGAGGCGAUAAUGGAAGAGCAGAAGCAAAACAAGUUACUUGAGGCAUUGGCAUGUUUAAAGCAGCCACCUUGAGCUUGGCUGGACAACAAAACCAAAUGAAGGAGUGGGACUCUACCUGCUUACCAACACAGCACAGCCACGACAGGGGGGAGAGAACACUGGGAGCUGGAAACUUGUGCCCUGUUUUCCACAAGCUACUGGCUAGCACUUGGCAACUAUUUUCCCCUUCCUACUGCUCUUUGCAUGUCUUGCUUGAACAUGUAAUGUAGGCUCUCUGGGUGACAUGGCAGAUUUGCUUGAUGUGGUUGGUGAAGGAUCAGGCCCUGCCUGGACCCACUGCCCUGCAGAACCACACCGGUGUGAGGAUGCUUGCUGUGGUGUUCUGGUAACGUCAGCACCAGUGGGAAGGAAAAGCAGCACGGCCUGCAAAAAACAAGCAGGGGCUUCCCUGGGAAUGUGAAAAUCAGCAGUGAAGAUCCAGCUACACCAUUUUCAGCAGUGACACACAGAGGGACACGCAGCUAACAACAGCCUACAGUCACCAGAACAUCUGGGGAACUCCACUCACAAACAGCUGACUCAAAACUGGCUUCCUUCAAUUGCUUUUGUCAGGUUCUUAAUGUUACCCUUUCUCAUACUCCCAAAAGCAUCAGGAUAAAAUUCCUUUUUCCACCACUGUGGUUAAAUGGGCAAGAAAAUGUUGUGGUAAAAAUGCAGUUAGCAGCUGCCUCAUUUGUGAGGUUUGUAACACUGUGCAGAGCAAACCCCACGCAAGGAUUCUGCUGCCACAACGUAUCAUUCAGGUGGGAAGCUUUCAUUACUGUUUCCCACAGAAGCAGGAGGAGGCAAGCAAAUGGAAAGAAAAAUGGUUUGUUCCUUAGAAACAAUAAAUCUGUGAUGCUUAACUGCU